UACUUAAGAUUUAAUUUGGUUUUAGAACUGUCUUCACACACCAAGAUCUGUGUGACUCGUUAGUCAAACCUGUUAUUUAUCCCGUUCAUCGAAGCCUGAAGCAUUCCCGUUCACGAACUCUGGCUUUUAUGGCUGCCUCGGACUCUGCUUUUCCCGUAUUCGCCAUCGUUGUGCUCAGCAUCAUGGCCACGGCUCUGUUGCUCAUCGGCUACUUCACUUUCGUCGCCAAGUGCUGCUCUUACUGGCACCACCUCAACCCCCUCACAUGGCUUUCCAUUCUGCGUCCCAGACACAGCGAAGAACCCUUCAUAGCUCUCUCCCCCACCACGUGGAAUCGUGGCCUUGAUGAAUCCAUCAUUCGAGAAAUACCCACGUUCCAGUUCGUCAAAGGUGAGGAUCAUGGUGGUAGUACUGUGUACGGGUGUGUGGUCUGUUUGAGUGAGUUUCAGCAACAGGACAUGCUCAAAGUUCUGCCCAAAUGCAGCCAUGCUUUUCACUUGGACUGUAUCGAUAUUUGGCUUCAGAGCAACGCAAAUUGUCCUCUUUGCAGAUCAUGCAUUUCUGGCACCACGCGUCCUCCAUUGGACCAUAUCAUAGCACCGAGCUCUUCUCCUCAAGAUUCUCAAAUACUCUCCAAUAUGGGCAGUGAUGAAGACUUUGUGGUAAUUGAAUUGUGGGGAGAAGAUGGGGGAUCGCUGUCAUUGAGGCAACAUGAACGAAACCAGUCGAGCGGGGGAAGCCUGGCACAGAGUAGAAGUCACUCCACGAGGAAGAUGCAGCAGAAGCUCGGGCACCUGAAAUCGAGGAAGUGGCAGCAUGUGUCCAUCAUGGGAGACGAGUGCAUUGAUACGAGGGAGAAAGAUGAACAGUUCUGUAUUCAGCCACUUAGGAGAUCUUUCUCCAUGGAUUCUGCAAAUGAUAGGCAAAUUUACUUGGAAGUUCAAGCCAUUACACAGCAGCCGAAUAGGCAUCAAAAUGACGCUAGUGGGAGUGAAGACAGUAACGUUCACAGCAGAGGUCGAAGGUCUUUCUUUCCAUUUCGUUAUGGUCGUGGAUCCAAAAACGCAGUACUUCCUCUGGAGAAUGAGGUCUGAUGUAACAUAUUUUUGUUUCCUUUUUUUUUUUUCUGGUUGUUUCUUAAUUUCCAGUUGUUAAUGUUAAUAUCUUCAAAGUGGAGGAUUAGAAUCGAAAGGAGUGGCACAGAAAACAAUAGAGUGCUUUUGUAAUGAUAGGGAAUGGUGAAGUGAGUCAGACGGUGGAAUAGAGGCGCAUUGCUUUUUAGUGUCAUUUGCUUAAAUUUGAAGGUGCAUGUCUUCAUUCACAGUGAAUGCGAAUGAUUGCUUCCAUGUUCCUGUCAUGUGUAUUUAGGAAGAGAAUACAGAGCAGAGGGACCCACCCACAAGAUAAUGAGAAGCCAUGAGUAGCAGCAGCAUGAAUGAGAACUGUCUCUUUCUAGGAAAUCAUCUCUACCUUCUUUUUGUCUCUGAGCUAUCAUAUGGAUAUGGGAAAAUGCGGUAUAACAGCUAAGAGGUGGGGUUCUUCGCCACUGUAAGACGCACAAUGAACGUUCAUAUCCUACUUUUUUCCUUGCAAAUUUUAUAAUCCAGUCAAUAAUUCCAGCACUAACAAUAUAUCUCAUCCAAUAAUCUCAUUUCACAACCUGGCUAAAUACGGAAGUUUGAUAAGUCAAACUUAACUUCUUAGACUGAAACGAAAAUUAAGCAGUCAUAAACAAAAGCCUCAC
This is a messenger RNA of Neltuma alba, 1744 nucleotides long. Its product is annotated as RING-H2 finger protein ATL1-like. Gene Ontology annotation, molecular function: transferase activity. The record is from RefSeq and is a predicted model, not a curated record. Lineage: Eukaryota; Viridiplantae; Streptophyta; Magnoliopsida; Fabales; Fabaceae. The transcript has a single exon. Gene Ontology annotation, biological process: protein ubiquitination. The coding region runs from base 129 to 1094 and encodes 321 amino acids.